This is a messenger RNA of Ceratina calcarata, 6692 nucleotides long. It is a transcript of the gene bma, whose product is annotated as SCY1-like protein bma. Gene Ontology annotation, molecular function: protein kinase activity; ATP binding. The transcript has 17 exons. The record is from RefSeq and is a predicted model, not a curated record. Bases 1911 to 4505 code for a protein of 864 amino acids. Gene Ontology annotation, biological process: protein phosphorylation. Lineage: Eukaryota; Metazoa; Arthropoda; Insecta; Hymenoptera; Apidae.
GCCUUUCUCGCUCUAAAGGGUACGACCUGUCCACCCGACCACGUUAUCGUCCAGGAUAAGAACGAGGUCAGAAGCGGAUGCGAGCCGGACGUCUUCCGUUCUCUGUCCGAAAACGCCGAAACCGCGACGCGACGAUGAUACUCGGACGCGCUCGACGGGAUUAGGAUCAAGAGCGGCGAGGAUACCAUCGCGGAACGAGGACGAAAGCGAGGUCCAGGGUGGGCGAAUAGUAAUAAUUCGUAGAGGAAAUUGAAAGCGGAAGCGAAAUUGAAGACGGCGCAACGUUGUCAGCGGAUCGAGAGGGUGAGGUCCGCGAAGAAGAUAAGCAUGGAUUCGAUUAAGCAGGAAGCGACGGAGGUGGAAGAAACGAGGAGACAAGAUCGUUGAUUGGGAUGGAAAGAGGGUGCAAUCGGAGGGAACACGCGGCGAUACGUGAGCGUAAGGGAAACGAGUCAGGAAAUAGGCGGCAGGAUCGUGCACCGGAUUUCGGAUCGGAGAGCAGUGUCGGUGAUGUGAUCGCGCCGAUCGCGUGUCAAUCGUGUUCGACCGUGACCGUCUUCCUUUGGAUUCCUCGCGGGUCCCCGAGCGACGCGCGCGUGCUCCAAGCUGUCGCGCAUCGCGCAUUACCCUUCUUUCGGUUUCUUCAUGCUUAUAGCGUUCAGUGAUUCCCGUUGUCGUCGGCAACAGGUGAGCAAUUCCCAGCAGCAUUCGGGUUCGCUUCUUCUGCCUUUUCGAACGAUUUUUACUCAUUCGUGCCUCCUUUUCCUCUUUGCGUUUUUCUCUCCCUGAUACCCUCUGAUUGAAGAGGACGAUGAAAAAUAGACGAUCGUAACAUCUUCGCCUUCCUCGCGACUCCUUCGGUCUCUCGAUCGAUCCGUACGUAUGGUUUCAUCUACUGUACACCUGCUAGUGUACGUAUUCGGAUGCAAUUUACGAUCAUUUCACGUGUUAUCCGAUACGAACGUCUAUGGUGUCCGAACCGCUAGGCCGGUGCUUCCACUAGCUAGCCCGGCUAUACGCGAAUUAUAUCCGAAUCGAUCGAGCUCGCUCGCACCGCUAUUAUUACGUGCGUAUUGGGUGCAUCGAGCUUCGAUCAACCGUAGAACUCUCAAGGGCUUUUUCCUUCUCUUUCUCCCUUAUCCGAAUGUUCGUCCGAGUGCAAACGAAGUGUUCGCUGUUACCAAUUAAUAUGAACUUAUUUAAUUUUUAUCAAACGACCAGCAACGAGUGUUUGAACGUCUCGCGUACGAGCAUUUUUAUCGAUCGCAAAUCCUCGACGCGAUCCGUUUCUCGACACCGUUUUAUAACGAUAGUACAUGUAUAAUUAGUUAAAGGGUAAAAGAUACAUGCGUAGGUAGACAUCGCACUCAUCGAAUUUCCGUACUGGACGUUGUCUUUCUCUAUUUUAGUCGCGCCUCGUUUCUACGAUAGCGCGUUUUCUUGCGGAAAAAUAAAUACUUUUCCCAUUCGAAUUUUCAAUCGAUCCGAUCUUACUAACGACCACGGCGACGACGACGGCGGUUGGUCCUGCACGAUAAGUACGUGGACACGCGGGAUAUAUCUAGGAAGGUGCGAGGAGGUCGAGUCGAUCGAUAAGGAGUUGCGUAAGGAGGAUGGUAGAGCCGCGAAACGAAUUGGCGAGCCCGAAAACGCAUUUAGGGCAGGAAGCAGGGAGUAGUUAUUUCUUAUGGUAACUAAACACGUGGACGUUUAUUAAUAAUUCGAACGAUGAAACAGGUGCGUCGCGUGUUCUAAAAAAAAAAGUGACCUGCACAGUGCACAGUGCGCGACGAUAAUAGCUGUAAGUACAUCCGAUAGAUCAAGAUCGAAAGUGAUCCGACUCGAUCGAUGAGCAGCAUCGAGCUCGGCGACGUCUAACGAUCGACAACGAGGACGAGAAGAGCGUCGUUAUGUUUGCCAAAUCGAAGAGCAGCAGCUCGACACCGAGCGUUCUACUCUCGAAUCCUCUUCAACAUUUGUACGAGGUCGGCAAACAGUUGGCCACCGCAGGGCCCGAACACGCCUGGCGCAUUUACGAUGCGUACACCAAACUGGACCAUAAGGAAGUGUCGAUAUUUGUUUUCGACAAACGAUCGGUCGAAAAGUUGCACAAGCCGAAGAGGAAAGAGAUCGUGACGGAAAUUUUAAGAAAUGGGGUACGACAGAUGGAACAAAUAUCUCAUCCGAAGAUACUGCAGGCAUACAAAGUCGAAGAGUGUCCGGACAGUUUGGCGUUCGCCUCGGAGCCGGUUCUGGCCAGCCUCGCAAACGUUUUGGCCUAUCAGGAGCAACGACAGCAACAGGCGAACAAUCUCGGUCACACGUCGAGUAAUUCGACCAAACAGACUUCCUCGGCCGGUCACCGUACCACUUAUGUUAAAGAAUACGAUUUACUCGACAUCGAGAUAAAAUACGGAUUGCUGCAGAUCACAGAGGCUCUGCUCUUCCUUCACGGGACUUCCAAAGUAAUUCAUAGAAACAUCUGUCCGGCGAGCAUAAUAAUUACCAAAAGAGGCACUUGGAAAUUGGCUGGACUCGAAUUCAUGGAAAAAGUGGACGAAACGCCAAUGAUAGUACUACAGCCGUGGACGAAUCGCAUGUCGAAAAUGGCACAACCUAAUCUCGAUUACACGGCACCGGAAAUACAGCAGAAGAAAAUGGGUGGUUUCUGCAGCGACGUGUACAGCUUCGGAAUGACGAUAUGCGCGAUUUUCAAUCAAGGUCGGCCGCUGAUUCAAGCGAAUCACAAUUGUUCCGAAUAUGCGAAACAACUGGAAAACUUGAAGGAUCAAGUUGACGCGAUACUGCAUAUAAUUCCCCUACCGCUGACAGGAGUCGUCCCCCGGCUUUUGCACCUUGAUCCAGAGAAGAGGCCGACUACUCAAAUUUUAGCCAUGAUCAAAUACUUUAAGGAUCCGCUGGUGCAUGCGCUUCAAUUUCUCGACUUGAGCAAGAUGAAGGACGUCUCGCAGAAGGUUCAUUUUUAUACGACUACUUUAAAGGGAAUAUUGCCUUAUAUAGAUAAGAAACUAUGGUAUCAGCAUAUCUGGACGUACUUGCAAAUCGAAUUGGAGAGUCAAGAGGUUCAAUCAGCCGUACUGCAACCGGUGCUUUACAUCGUGCAACAUAGCACGCAGGAAGAAUACGAUCAAAUUAUAUUUCCAUCGUUACAGUUGCUCUUUUCAAAUCGCAAAUCGAUUCAAGGGACAGUAACUCUGUUGGAAAAUUUGCAUUUGAUACUGGAGAAAACACCGCGGGAGUACGUGGAAGGCGAAGUACUUCCGAUGUUGUACAUGUCCUUUGAGAAUUCUACUGUUCAAGUGCAGACAGCGGCGUUCGUAGCCGUAGCGAACGUAUCCAACUACAUCGAUGACAUGUCCGUUCGGAAAGUCGUCCUGCCGAAACUGCUUCAGGCAUUCGAGAAUGAUCGAAACAAGGUGGAUCCUCUGAUACUUAUAAACGUGAUUUCUUGCAUUCUGAAUCGAUUGGAAAAAGACGAAAUCAUCGAUCGUAUCUUGCCGUUGUUGUACAAAGUGAAAUUUGAAGAUCCGGAAGUGGUCGUGCGAGUCGUGAAGAUUUACAGGCUGAUGUUAACGGACAAAAAGUAUGGACUCUCUGUGAACUGGAUGGUGACUCGAGCUAUGCCCUCUCUUCUACCUCAGACUAUCAAUCCUAGAUUGAACCUCGAACAGUUCGAGACGCUUUUAAAAGUAUUGCAGGAUAUGCUUAUCCAUAUAGAAAGAUACCAGAAAAAUCAACUGAACCUGGACAAUUUGUCGCUGUCGAGUCCGGAUCGGUUCUCGGACAGAUACAUGAGCCGGGGAUUGCGGCAUCAGCAGAGUACAGAUAAUAUGUACAUCGCGCAGUUCAACAUACCAACUCUGCGUACCGACCAGCGAAAAACAUUCUCAGCCGAAAACAUGGCUCGAAAGAACAGCCUAAAUUCGAUGUCGACGACGGCAUCGGCCGAGAACAUGACGAAGAGAGGUUCCGUGGGAGGAGCUAUAAUGCAAUGGUUCUCGUCAACGAGCAACGACAACUUCUUAAGAGUGACCGCCAACCCUUUCACGAAUAGAAGAUUGUCGGACAAUACUUUGACGACGCCGAAAAUUCGCAUAGCUCCGUCGUGCGAGAGCUCCCCGGGUGGAACGCCCGGUGAUGGAUUGCCGUUUCGGCGACAUUCUAGCAUCGGAUCUCAAGACCGACGCGGAUCCAGUAUCAAUUUAUCACCUCCUUUGGUAUCGUUUGGCGGAGGAAUGCCGGUUACGAGCAGCAGCGUGCCGUACUUGUUUAGCUCGAGCAUGAACAGCAUACGGGGAUCGAGGCGCCCAUCAGUUUCCUCGACAUCCUCGCAACAAGGGACCGGAUUGUUCCAGCCUGGUAUUUGCAACAGUAUGGUAAGAGUACCUUCCAUCUGCCUCAACCUGAAUGGACCACCACCACCACCACCACAACCACCAACACUCUCUCCAUUACUCCAGCUACCGGGACAGUCUUCCCAUUGACCCUUCGUUACAGCCUCCAACUUUUAAAGAAACAGUUCGACGCCUGAAUUGGAGAAGAGAAGCCCGAUCGUCCGUCCGCCGGUGAUCCUUCUCGAGAGAAAGGAAACGGAGCGUCGACAAUUAACCAAUAAUUUUAUAAAUAUCCUUCUACUCCGCGCCAUGGGAAAGUGCGAAAGACGAAGGUGAGCAUGUACCUUAUCCUAUCGUGUCCAGAGGAAGAUUACGGGUAUGGUCGAUAGAAAUGUCCCGUUUCAACGGAAGAUAUCUUGGGUCUUAUAUUUUUUUGAGGGUUUUCUUCAUCAAACGAGAUAGAACUGCGAUUUCGCCAAAUAAACAAUAAGCCGGUUUUCUUUUCGUUCGAAACAGGAAUUUAAAGUGAGCCACUUUCACGAUCCGUACAAAUGAGAAGCGUCUAUAAAAUUUACGUGAUACCGUGUGGACGCGGGGGAGAAAGAAUCACCUACUCCUAUCGACCAUUUCUUCCUCCGGAGAUGUGUCCGUUUCACGAUUCGAUUCGAGCGAAACGGACAUAAAAAAUUCCUCGAUAUAGUCUUGUACGUAGAUAUACCUACUUUUUCUAAAUGUGCAAAGAUGGAAAUUUUACGGCAACCGCAAGCACCGCGCGGUCGAUUCACGCGUUGCAUAAAUCAGUCGACGUUAUAUGUACAUGCAAUUUUUUAUGUAUACGAGUUUACUUACGGUCGACUAAAAAUAUUCUAUACACGCGUAUAUUGUACUAUUAUUAUACGAUUAUACCAGGUGCUCUUCGACUUCGAUGCACGCAUACAUAUCAAAUAAUUAAUUUAUGUUCCGACGUCGUUUUUGCUCCUCGAUCGUCCUUCAUCUAACAAUCGAACAGAAGAAGAUGCUACUCGUUCAAUUGGAUAACGCGUAAAUAUGUAUACGUGUCAUCAAUUUGUUAAUUACAUUACGCGUUAAAUAUGUACGAAUGUGCAAACGCGAGAUAAUCGCGUCUCAUGGACGUGCGACACUGCAAGGAAACUAAGUGUUCUUACGGUUUGCGUCGGCCACUGUACACUAGUAUUUUACGUUGGCCUCUCGCACGCGCGUCGACGUAAAAACAUUUGAUCGCAUUAAACUGCGUGGACAAUCGUGGAUGACCGUUAAACGAUCGUAGACAAUCAUUAGACGCGACGAGCUCGCGAAGAUGCUAAGCGUUUUCCAAAAUACAAGCGUACCUAAUUACCUAUACCUUUUAUCGCAUCGUUAUGUACCUGUCACGAAUUAUCGUACAAUCACACGAGUUGACAAUCAUUCUCUCAAAUUCUAGAAGAUAUUUAUCAAGAGAUCGUUACCAAGAUAUAAAUAUAAUAUAAAUUUUAUCGCGCGCGAACCAGUACGUAAAAGUAAGAUAGCGUCACAUGCCUCGUUUCGUUCCUCGUUAUUGAUGAUUAUCGUUGUCCUCCCGUUGUUUAUUCUACUUCUCGUUUCGGCUCGAGCGCCGACGUUGACUCGUCCGUUCCAAGCGCGAUUCCUAAUUCCUGUUCGUAUAACUGUCGUAUCAUGGCGCGGAAUGUCGAUUUCUCAUAUUUUUUAAUACUUGUUCGUAAUUCAUUUUACCCCUGCACGUAAACGCGGAACCGUGAUCAUAAUUCUGAGGCUCGCAUUCGCUGGUCUUCUCUCUCUUACCGUUCUUCUUGUUCUCGUUCUCGUUGUUAUUAUUAUCAUUAUCGUUACGUGUAACACGCGUCAAAGAUCCCGAAGAUCUCGGCCGUCAUAGAAUUUUACCACGUUAUAAAAAAUUAUGGCGACCAGGGGCCUUCUCGUACGUGCCCUAUACAUAAAAAUAAGCUCGAUGGAUGUCCUAUCAAGAAGAUAGAGUCUAUCCGAUAAAUGUUUCCUAAACUAUUACGCUUCGAAAGAUUUUCCAUUUAUGUACUAUAUCAUACAUGCGUACGUGCGUGUAUGUAUCGUAAUUAUCGCAAAUCCGUUCUAUGGUCAAUAUAAGUACAUAUAAGUACAAUGUUAAAUCUUUAAACUUUGUUGACUCCCCUCGAAAGACAGAUAUAUGUAUAUUUCGUAAAUGUCCUAAAUGCAAAGUGGUUAAGUGUGCGUGCGUGUACAUGUAUUUACUGUAUUCUUUUCGAAGUAUGUGUGUAUGUAUGUUGAGUGUAUACAACUACGUAUCAUGUAUAUGAAUAAUAAAACACGAUGGCACUAAGCAGA